CAGUGACACGGGGAGAUGACAUACAAAAAGAGCAGGACCUGAGAAAGGUUAGGCUGCAGUGUCCCUGCCCAUAACACAGGGUGUGGAGGACAUCUCAGCAGCCACGCCACCAUGGCUACCUGGGCCCUCCUGCUCCUUGCCGCCAUGCUCCUGGGCAACCCAGGUCUGGUCGUCUCUCGUCUGAGCCCUGAGUCCCAUGACCUGGCAACAGCCCACCUGGGUGACAAGGAGCAAUCCUGUCCAUGCCUGGCCCUGGAGGACCCCCAGGGUGAUCUGUUCACCAAAACACAGAUGCUGGGCUUCCGCUGCAAGACCUGUCUGAGGAUGAUCCAGACACUGAAGGACAUGGUGAAGGAGCCCACCGAGGAAGACAUUUCCGAUGCUGCGACCCGGCUAUGCAAGAAGGUGAAGUCACGAUGGCGUGACUUCUGCCUAAAGACCGUAAGGAAGUACCUGGGUAGAAUUAUCCAGGACAUCAUGGGCAGAAAAACUGCCCAGGAGAUCUGCGUGGACAUCAGGAUGUGCAAACCUUCUAUGGGUCCUCUCUGAGUCCUCUCGCCCUGUCCUGUGGAAGAAGCACAGGCUCCUGUCCUCAGAUCCCGGGAACCUCAGCGGACUCUGCUGGCUCCUCCCUUCCUCGCUUCAGAAUCCCCUCUCCAGUCUCCCUCUCCCGACUCCCUCUGCUGCCUUCCCCUCUCAGGAGAAUAAAAUGUCAAGCAAGAUUUUA
Molecule: messenger RNA, 727 nt
Organism: Cebus imitator (Panamanian white-faced capuchin)
Lineage: Eukaryota; Metazoa; Chordata; Mammalia; Primates; Cebidae
Gene: GNLY
Product: granulysin
Exons: 5
Coding region: 112-549 (145 amino acids)
Biological process (GO): antimicrobial humoral immune response mediated by antimicrobial peptide; defense response to bacterium; killing of cells of another organism
Cellular component (GO): cytolytic granule
Source: RefSeq, a predicted model, not a curated record